Molecule: messenger RNA, 1173 nt
Organism: Exaiptasia diaphana
Lineage: Eukaryota; Metazoa; Cnidaria; Anthozoa; Actiniaria; Aiptasiidae
Product: tyrosine-protein kinase BAZ1B-like
Exons: 7
Coding region: 94-1173 (359 amino acids)
Biological process (GO): chromatin remodeling
Cellular component (GO): WICH complex
Molecular function (GO): histone H2AXY142 kinase activity
Source: RefSeq, a predicted model, not a curated record
UGUGUUAUUUCCUGUUAAAUUGCUAAAUAUUCUGAAUGAAAGAUUUUGAAUUUGUGACUGCUGUAGGUCCUUGUUGCACUCUGUCAUGCCUUGAUGUCUUCCGAUGCAAUUGAUAACUUUAUUGAAGCCAGAUAUGAGGAAUACCUUGGAUUGAGACGACAAAAGCUGAAGGAAGAGCAAGAAAUAAGAAUAAAGAAAAAAGAAGAAAAGGAGAAAGAGAAAAAUGAACGGAUAGAAAAAGAGAAAAAUGAGCAAGAAAAGAAAAUGUCUACMGGAAACAAUUCAGAAGCAACCAACAUGGCUGCAAAACCAUCCGAAGAAAGCAAUAGUCCACAAAACAAUAUCAUUGAUGUCCUCCUGAAGGACGAGAAAUCCAGCGGAGAAAAGAACGAAGAGAUGAAUAAUGUGGGAAAUCUCACUAAAGAUGAGCCUAGUGAAUUAGCCAAGACAAUCAAGAACAGAAGAUUGCAAGUAGAAUUGAAAAAGCAAGAAAUGGAGAAAAAAGAAAAAGAACAAAGAGAGAGACGUUUAAAAGAAGAGGAGGAAUUCCGCAGAGAGCAAGUCAGACAGGAACAUGAGGAUAGUAUAACAAAGUUUAAAGCUUCCCURCGCAUGGUACCAUUGGGAUAUGAUCGCUACCACCGUCGCUAUUGGCUCUUCAAUGGUAUAAGUGGACUCUUUGUAGAAGAUGGCUGGAUGUCRUUUACAUCAUGGAGACCAGAGACACCUUCGCCAGAUGAAGAAGAUGAUGAUAAUGAUGACACAGGAAAGGAAGCUAUCUCCGUAGAUGAAGACAGUGCAGCAAACAAGGUUCAAGAUGAUGGUGGAAGUGAAGUUAUUACAAUAGAUGAAAGUAUGAGAGAUGUAGAGGUGGUUACUAAAGAAAAAGAAGAAAAUGGCAGUGAAGAUGUCGUUAUCCUCAAAGAAAUUGAAGACAACAGACAAGACACCAAAACUGAUGAUUCAGUGGAUAAAAGUCUAAGAGAUGUGCCAUAUACUUGGUAUUACUAUGAUGAAUUAGAAGACAUCAAAGCCUUGAUGGAAGGGUUUACAGCCAGAGGAAUCAGAGAAAGUGUUUUGCUUCAAGUUCUUGAAGGAGAGAAAUCAAAUAUUGAGAAGAACUUGAAAUCAAAGAGGUAUGAUUUGUUUAUCAUUCAUAACCUCAACCAAUAA